CCCACUGGCAGUCUCCUUAUUAUUCCUUCGUGGUUUGGCCAAGUAAACAAAGUCUUUACCACUGUCAACAUGACGUCUCUAACAGUUAUUCCAUUAGUAUCCAAACUUGCAAGCAAUGUUAUUCGUAUUCUAGGAUGUAACCCUGGACCAAUGACUCUUCAAGGCACAAAUACCUACCUCGUUGGCAAGGGACAUAGGCGGGUAUUAAUUGACUCUGGCGAAGCAGGCACUGCACAAGUAUAUACAGAAUUACUGUCCGAAGUUUUGGAUAGCGAAGGUGCCACAAUAGAGCAUAUGUUAAUCACUCAUUGGCAUCAUGACCAUAUCGGUGGAGUAUCUUCUAUUCAAAAGCUUCUAAAAUCUAAAAAUAGUAAGCCAGCUACUGUUUGGAAAUUGCGGAGAUGUCCACGUGACGAUCAAAUCUCAGAGCAGGAAAAAUCAGUUAAAUGGCAAUAUUUGGUGCAUGAUCAGUGGAUCGAAGUUGAGGGUGCAAAAUUACAAGUAAAACACUCUCCAGGUCACACGACUGAUCAUUAUUGUCUUUUUAUGCCAAAAGAAGAUGCCAUUUUCAGUGGAGAUUGCAUUCUAGGUGAAGGAACUGCAGUUUUUGAAGACCUGCACGAUUACAUAAUUUCCUUACGAAAUAUGCUGCAGAUGAAGCCAAAGUUGAUUUAUCCUGGACAUGGUCCUAUAAUUGAAAAUCCACUUUCACGAAUUCAAUAUUAUAUCGAGCAUCGUCAGAAAAGAGAAGAAGAAAUUCUGAAAACUCUACAGGAGAAAAAUGAACCUAUGUCUGAAAUGGAAAUAGUGAAGAAUGUUUAUAAAACAACACCAGAGCAUUUGUGGCCCGCUGCAGCAUCAAAUGUAGGCCACCACCUCAAGAAAUUACACAAAGAAGGCAGAAUAAAAGGUCAGAAUGGUAGUUGGACAUCUAGCUGAGAUUUGAAGAAAAACUUUGUAAACAACACUAUACAAUUUUGCACAAAUAAACAAUAACUUUUAUGAAACGAAAAAUAAA
Messenger RNA from Belonocnema kinseyi, 1018 nucleotides. Its product is annotated as beta-lactamase-like protein 2 homolog. The transcript has 3 exons. The record is from RefSeq and is a predicted model, not a curated record. NCBI's taxonomy places the organism in Eukaryota, Metazoa, Arthropoda, Insecta, Hymenoptera, Cynipidae. Bases 70 to 939 code for a protein of 289 amino acids.